Messenger RNA from Indicator indicator, 3461 nucleotides. It is a transcript of the gene CCDC73, whose product is annotated as coiled-coil domain containing 73. The record is from RefSeq and is a predicted model, not a curated record. The transcript is spliced from 19 exons. Bases 276 to 3461 code for a protein of 1061 amino acids. NCBI's taxonomy places the organism in Eukaryota, Metazoa, Chordata, Aves, Piciformes, Indicatoridae.
AGAGGUAAAGAUGAGGAAUAUGCACUUGAAAAGAGGGCAACUGUACCCCGCAGGCAUUGCUCAGAAAAUGAGGGUGUAUGUUAAUGAUGCCUUUCAAGAAGCAGCAAAAUCAACUACAGGAAGAAAUGCAACCUAGGAUCUGGAGGGAAAGGUGUGAAAGUCAUCAACGCUGAUGAGACUGAGUGAAGUCACCCAGAGGCCAGGGCAGAGGUAAGAGGGAGAAGAAGAAAAGAAGUGUACCAAAGCCAGAAACCAGCAGAAAACAAUUUGGAGGAAUGGAUGAAGACUUUAAAACACAGCCACUUGACUCUACUCUACAAAGUCCAUCAGAGACAUUACUUUCAAUUCGAAUGCUAGAUUUUAAAACAAGUUUAUUGGAGGCAAUAGAAGAACUGCGUAUAAGAAGGGAAACAGAGAUUAAUUAUGAAGAUCAAAUAAGUAAAAUUGUUGUUGAGAAACAGGAGCUUGAAUGGCAGAAGGAAACUCUGCAGCAUCAGACAGACACAUUGUACCAACAAAACAAGGAAACUAUGGCAGCUUUUAAAAAACAGUUGCAAGCAAGGAUGUUUGCCAUGGAAGAAGAAAAGGGAAAAUACCAACUUGCUGUAGAAACAAAAGAAAAAGAAAUUGACGGACUGAAAGAAACAUUAAAAGCAUUACAGAUUUCAAAAUACACUUUACAAAAGAAACUGAAUGAAAUGGAUCAAAAAUUACAGAUGCAUUUAACAGCGAAAGAGGAGCAUCAGAAGAAACUGAAUGAAGUUGAGAGGUGUUAUGCUACUAUUGCAUCUCAGUUUGGAGUCGUGAAAGGCAUUCAUGGAAAACUAGAGCACAGUGUCCAGGAAGCGAUACAGCUCAAUAAGAAACUAACAUCAGUGAAUAAAAGACAAGAGACUGAAAUAAGUAAUUUGAAGGAAGAACUGAAGAAAGUAACUACAGACUUGAUAAGGUCCAAGGUCACAUCUCAGUACAGGGUGGGAGAAGAAAACAUCAAUCUUGCAGCAAAGGAAAAACAGUUUCAAGAACUGCAACAAAAAAUCAGAAUGGAGACGGCAGUUACUAAAAAAGUUCAAGAAGAAAACACUCACAUUAAAGAAGAAAAGCUGGAAAUUCUCAGCUCUCUACAGUGUGUGCAGGAGCUGCUUCAGCGAAUAACCCAAACGAAUGCUAGAAUGGAAAGUGAAUUAACUGCACUGAAAGAAGAGUAUCAGACCCUUGAAAGAGAUAAUGAGCUGCAAAGGGAGAAGGCAAAGGAAAAUGAAGAAAAGUUCCUUAAUCUUCAGAAUGAGCAUGAGAAAGCACUGAGAACUUGGAAGAAAGAUGAGGAAAACAUGAGAAGAGAAAUAGAGACUCUUAAAAAUGAGUUGAAUUCCUUUAAAGGUGUUCACAAACACCUUGAUGAUCACCCUCCUCAGGGAAAUCAGCAUUCUGAGCAAGUGCAAAAUCUGCAAAGUGGUGAAGAACAUUCAAAAAACAGUGGUGUACAGGCUGUUCAGGAAGAAAAUAAACACAUGGAAUCCACCAUAAGAAAAGGCAGUAAUUUUAGACAUGAAGAAACUGAAGUACAAAAUGCAAUUCCUCUAAACAUUGCAGAAUUACAGAUAGAGCAAAAUUUACAAGUUCUUGAAAACAGUUUUAAGGAUGAAAGUAAUGUUGCUAGCCCUUAUGAAGAAAAGCAAAGGGAGGCUUCUCCCAGCAAUAUCCUCUGCACAGAUACUGAUUUAAUUAUUCAAGAACAGACCUCAGAAAUUUGUGUCACUGAGUGCAAAGAAGCAGAAAAUCUAGGAGCAACAUGUAGAAUGUUACUGGAUGAAAACAGUGCAAAUUCAGAACAAAAACUACAGGACAGCAGUAAGCCACUGGCAGCAUGCGACACACAGACAAGAAAGGUCCUUUCAGACAGGACUGACACUGUAGGUGCCUACAGGAAAAAUGGAAGUCAAGAGACUGAUUCUAACAAGCCAGAGCUGUGUGGUGUUACAGAUGAAUCAAUUUGUAGUAAGGCAGAUAAAAAGUCAAAUACCAUGCAACACAACAGAAGUGUCCUUACACCUGAAGCACCCCAAACUGAGUCUGAAGCAGUCGUUUGCAGUGAGAAGAAUGGUGUGUGUAAGAGGAGUACAGAUAAUCAUCAAGCUAAGGAAGCAAGUUUUGGCAUUCUAUCUUAUAAUAAAGAAACAGAAUGCCAAAGAUGUAGCUUGCUGGAUGGUGAUAAUUAUGUAGGCAAUGGAUUACAUAAACCAGAAAGAAGUUUGCUAAAUCUGAGUGGUUUACAUGGAGACGAACUUCCUUUUAAACAGACACACAUAGAUGCUGAAGACAGAAAUUGCACUGAAAAUGCCACAAAUGUAAACAGAGAUGGUGCACUGGAGAGCACUGGUGUUCCCCUGACUGAUGCUCAAGAUCCACCAACUGCCUAUUGUGACAAUGCAAGUGGUGAUGAUGCCACAAAACCCCACAGUGAUAAUGUGCCUGUCUUGGGUUCGUUCAAUUUAUGCCCCCCAACUACAGAAAGAGGAAUAAAUAUGGAUGACUUGCACAGUAAGCAACCUGAACGAGACAGUGCUGAACAAACAGGGAAUGCUACAAAAGCCUGUACUUCAAAUGCUGAAGCUCCAGUUGAGGCUGAUGCUCUUGAAAUAAUUGCUCAUAGAAUUAGUACAGAUAAACUAAUUCCAUGUAAAAAAGUUAAUGAUGAUAUACAGAUAUACUCCAUCAAAACCAGAGAUUCCCUGGAGAGUAAUAAUUUAACAAGUAACACAUUGUUAACAGAGAAAAAAGAUUCACUGAAUAGUACAGUUCCAGGAAGGAAGUUUGCUGAGGGUCACCUGAAAGAAUCGUCCUCUUUACCCAUGAGAACAUCUGGAAAUUUAGUAAACAUGAAUGGAAGGUCAUCCUUUGAUCUUUCAGCCUCAGAUAAAAAAGUUGAGAAAACUCCAGUAUACUUAAAUUUUUUAGACCUCAGUUCUUGUUCAAGAGUAAAUCAAAUGAGAGGUCAAGCUACAGGGACUUCAACUUCCAAAGAACCUUCCCUUUUGAAACUACCAUGCUUACUGGAAAACACAAAGGUUUCUUCAAAAGCUCAAAAACUCUGUGAAAAUGUUGACAGAAGAGAAACAGGACUAGCUUCUACCAGUCUUAACAGAGCUGCUGACACUUUGAAUACCUCUAGCAUCCACAGAGAGCCCCAGGGAGACCCCAGUGAAGGAUGGAAUGCUACAGCAAAGACUUUUUAUGAUUCUUCUUUUCCCACAGAACAUCUAAAAAAAGGAUUUACUGCUUUACAGAACUCUUCUCACGUGACUGUAACUCCAGCAAGAAGUGGAAGUGCAGCCAGAGAUGAGGACAGUUCUUCAAUUCAUAACUCCAUUAUACAAAACCAAAUACAAGAAAUUGAGAAAAUCCUGAAUGUUGAGAGACUUCAUUCAGCAAGAAAGAGAAAAUAUGAAGAAGGCCAGUGA